Molecule: messenger RNA, 1655 nt
Organism: Etheostoma spectabile (orangethroat darter)
Lineage: Eukaryota; Metazoa; Chordata; Actinopteri; Perciformes; Percidae
Product: afadin- and alpha-actinin-binding protein B
Exons: 13
Coding region: 87-1490 (467 amino acids)
Biological process (GO): intraciliary transport involved in cilium assembly
Cellular component (GO): ciliary basal body; centriolar satellite
Source: RefSeq, a predicted model, not a curated record
UGGACUGAAUAUUUUCACAUCCUGAAGUUUCCAUCCAGCCCUUUGUUUGUGGUAAUUAGCAGAAGUGCCAUCAGCUGGAAAUAAAAAUGGCAGGAAUCUGUCUAAGGAAGGUUUACUUUUCUGCUCAGAUGGCUUCCAGGUUUAGCCAGAAGAGAUUUGGAAAACAAUCUGGGUCCUCAGACUCCGUUCUGCCGAAUGAUCCUGGCCCCAGCCCUCUGAAUGAGCUCUCCCACAGCGCCUCCUGGUGGGCCGACACAGAGGAGCACGGGGAACAAGGAGACUCUCUCAUAGAACAACUAAAGGAGAUGGAUGAGCACGUGGCCAGGCUCCAGGACAUGCUUAGAUGUGAACGGGCCAAAAGCACUCGUCUGCAGCUGCGGUGUAACCAGCAGGAGGUGGAGAUGAGGCGUCGAGAGCAGCACACCAACAGACUGAAGGAGCGGGUGUCUCAGCUGACUGACCGACACAAUACAAAAGGACCCUCCAUAGAGGUGUUGAACCUUACGUCUGGAGGUCGAGGCAAAAGAGAACAGCCAAUCAAAUCAUUCAGGUCUACCGCAAAACGAGAAGAGGAAACACUGCGUCUGAUGUUGGAGCGCAGAGAAGCAGAGCUCAGGGAGGCGAUGAAGCUGCGCCACAGCAUCGCCACUUUACUCCAUGCACUCAGAGUCGACAUGGCGCAUACCCUGUCAGACGGUGUGGAUGUUCAGGAUGAGGCUCAAGCUGAAGACAACAAGCUUGAUCAAGCUGAGGUAGCGCUUGGUGACCAUGUAACAGGAGGCGUGGUUCAGUGUUGGAGGCAGGUGCAGAGGAGACUGCGUGGUGGCCCAUCUGUAGGCCACACUGGUUUUGACACCGACCAUGACAAGCUCCUGGCUCAACUAGAAACUGAACUGAAAGGGAGUCAACAGCUAGUCAGAUUACAACAGCAGCUGCUGGAGGACAGCUUUGCGUCGCCUGUCCCCCGUGAACUGGCUGAUUCCUACUUUUUGGAAGAGUGGGAGCGUCUUCAGAUGCGCUGGGCAGAGCUUGAUCAUCAGAGGCGGACUUUUAAAAAGGAGAGGCAGUCCUUCACUGAUGCUGCAAUCAGACUUAGCCAUGAGCGCCGUGAUUUUGAGCAACAGAAGGCCUCUGUCCUGAAGCAGCAGUAUCUGCUGGACUCCUCUCUGUCUGGUAAAGGAGCACCAAGUAACAACAGGAGAGAGAGCACUGGACUCAAUUUCUCAAGUUUGGGGCCCACCAGCAUAUCUUGCUGUCUUCCCAUUACACCAUCUUCAACCAAGUCGGGGACAGACGCUGUUUCUGGAUCACAUCAGAGAAGAGUCAGAGUUCAAACCCCCAGCACUCCUGAGCUCUACUCCGCCCUCAAUCUGUCAUACAACUGCAGAGAGUUUGAUGACCAGUCAGAGACAUGGGAAGGCCGAGCAGACACACAACGGGCUCCACACUUAGACUGCUCAUUUGAAUACAAUUUUGAUGAUAGGUGGUGAUUUAAAAAAAAGAGAAAAAAAGCUGUACCUUACUAUUUUCACUUUUUAAGGUAAUCAAUAAAGGCUGAUUGUAUUUUUUUUUUAUCCUUAUUUUCUUCCACCUUGAAAAAGAUGUAAAUUGAUUCAUCAAUUUUUUUUUUUUUUUUUUAAGACUACAGCAGGAUA